UUGCCGCAUUUACGCAUGAGAAGACAGCACGUGGAUUGAUUCCAUCGCACAGAGAUGCUACCUUAUGCUUGCUAGUAAACAACAGCACAUAGGGUGCAGUGAGUGAUUUUAAAUGUGUAAAAGCCAUCGUGGAAAUAAAUCUCCGGUGCUCACGCGAAAGAAUACGAACCGAUUAUGCGGAUCACUUGUUUGUUUGUUAAUUGCUAUCAAUUAUUAGUAAAACAUUUUAAUUGUACGCUCGCUGGCGGUUGGAAGCAGCAGUGUGAGUUAUGCAAAUAGGAUGGGCAAGCUUAACUGUGGCAGCCCGAUGCAACUUGAGUUGUUCGUGCUUUUCAAUCAUCUCAUAGAAAUAAUACUUCAUGCCACUAUUGGCCUUGAAUUAGUUCACACGGAUGAAGUUUUUUUUUUGUCAUAACUACGAGAGAGAUAUGCGAACUCAACCGGUUGUUGGGACAGACGUGAGAGGAGUGUUGAAUAUUAUUCGAUCUUGCAAAUGCAUCACAGCACUCAUCGCAGAAUUAGAAAAGUGAAUUUAUAAUCCCAUCAAGAAAAGAUGAAUCAUCUCUGACCCAUGCGCAACACGGUGAGAUCAGCAAUCAUUCUAAAACACCUGUACGUAGUCCCACCAAAGGCGAUUUAUUCAAAUCACAAUGAACAAAGUUAAGACACUGUUCCAUUCCACAUCGCUUGACGGUGCUGCCGCCUCGCACAAAUCGAACCGGGCGAAUAAUAACGAUCGACUCGAGCCAGUAGUAGGUUUUAAGCUAGUACUAGACCCCGGUUUGAGUACCGGCUGUGAUAACGGUAAUGGCGAUGCAAGCGGCACCAUAAACAGCAGCAACCAAACGACAGCAGCGAACGAGUCAAACGCGACCGUUCCUGAGCUACAAGUUCAUUUAGUUGGUGCGCGCCACCUACCGAGCAGCUUCGGACUAAAAAACGUCGAGGGGUACAUGGUUAAAAUCAAGCUGUUUCCCGGCGCUGCCAAGUUUGAUUCAUCCAUUCAGACGGCCUCGUGGCCGAUGUUCGGUGAAACUUUCCAUUUCCCACUGGCUGCUAGUCUCAAAUCUUCUUUUCGUGUCAAGAAAAAUCAGCCAAAAGAAAAACCGGAUUUAACGAUCCCGGAAAAAGUAUUUAACGGAAAUUUUGUCGUUUUUACAGUAUUUGCUCUCUUGGAGUUACCUCCUGGGUACACAGCAACAUUCAAGCACAAAACGAUGACUUUCAUACGGCAGGGCAGCCAACGUUUGAAGGACAAACCGGUCAUCGGUAAACUAGUCAAAGACGUUGAACCACCGGAUUCGAAGAGUGCCAACUUUGAUCAGAAGCAAAACCUGAAGAAGCUCACAACCAGUGAAAGCCAACGGAACAUUGGAUCAGUGACGUACUUCCUGGAACCGAAGGCAUUCAAAGAAGUAUGUAAGGGUCGCCUAUUCUCCACCCAGGAGAUGUGGCUUCCGAUAAAAGACAUCACAGUGACGCAACCGGCCGAGUCUCGAGUUACGGUAUUCCAAAGCCCCAAAGGACAGGUGGAAGUAACAUUGCAGCUGUCCGAUUAUACGGAUGUCAACUUCGACCGAAAACAAUCCGCGGAGGAUCUAUCAUUCAAUGUUGACGGUCCGUACUCAUCUACCUCAUCUGGGUGUUCUUCACCUAGUGUUUAUAGUCCUAUGAGUCCCACCAGUCCUACCAGUCCCGCGUCUCCUACCUGUGGUUCUCCAGUUCCAAACUCGGGCUCUUCCCGCAAGAGUCGAUUCAGUUUUAAACGGAUGGUGAAGAGCGUUAAGAACCGAGACAGAAAUCAAAACGGGUUGUGUUUGAAAAUUUCCACCGCUAAGAUUCGCUGUGGAAUAAAGGUCAAGGAAGAGUUCGAGGCAGUUAACGAGAAAAUCUACAUGAAGACGACCGUGCUUGAGCACGAGAUACUAUCGGCAACGUGGAAGUCAGAACCCUUCCGACCGACGCUGUCCACCCGUUGGAAUCCAGAUGAGUGCACCAUUGUGUUGCCGCUAAGCAGCGAGCGCAGUUUGGAUCACGUCUCAAUCCGGGUUGCUUUGGCCGCGAAAAACAAGUUGGGUAAAAAAGUAUACUUGGGGCAACUGUUUCUGGGUCCAAACGCAGCCAACACCAACUCGAUCAAGCAGGACCAAUGGAAAAAAAUGGUGGCCUACAAGGGAUCACCCAUAUCGGCGUGGCAUAGUUUUGAGUAAUUUUAUUAUCGUUAAUUAAUGUUAUAAUUGUCUGCUGUUUUACACACGUCGCACUGGCGAAAAGUUGUUGUAUAUUACUGUGUCAUAUAGUAUUAUUUAAUUAUCUGUUUUCAAAUAAUAAAACACUUAAAUAAUA
Molecule: messenger RNA, 2346 nt
Organism: Wyeomyia smithii (pitcher-plant mosquito)
Lineage: Eukaryota; Metazoa; Arthropoda; Insecta; Diptera; Culicidae
Exons: 5
Coding region: 651-2210 (519 amino acids)
Source: RefSeq, a predicted model, not a curated record